AACGCGAAUGGAGGCCGUUGGUGUUUUUAGAGCUGAAACAAUUGAGGGAGAAAUACAUGAGGAAAACUCAAAUAGAAAGCCUGUGAAUGUUUAUAUUUAGUUAUAUCGAAACCCAUAUCUCAUAUACACGUAUAACUGUGUCGGUGGAGGUCGUGAGGCAGUGCGUGUCAGUAUUUAGUGUUUGUUUAUAGUAUUAGUGGAACUCAAAGGCCCGGAUUCACUCUCUUCACCAACCUGGGAAUAUGAGACGGAUGCCACAAUGACGUCUAGAUUUGGAAAAACAUACAGCCGAAGAGGAGGAGAUGGGACCUCCAAGUUUGACGAGGUUUUGUCCAAUAAAAGGGCCACGCUCAGCACCAAAUGGGGUGAGACGACUUACAAGGCCAAGGUGGGAGCAAAGAGGCCUGGUUUAAAGACUGAGUUGACAGAUCAGACCAAGAGGUCCAAGGUCUCAGAAGGUGAUGGCUCAGAGGAUCCGUUCGGAUUCGACAGUGAUGACGAAUCCAAGCCGGUCACGUCUCGUAGCGUAGCCCAGUCUAAACCCAAAGUGUCGUCCACAGGGGGCUCCCAGGCCAGUCUGACGCUGGAGCCCAACAGUAGGGUGAACCAGCCUGCCAGCGUGGAGGCUGUGGCCCCCAGCAGGGCCCCUUUCACUCUCAGCAGUGAGAGAAGUGCUCACAAAGUGCCAGAGGACCCUGGGAAAUUUUUCAAUACCUCUACCACAGGGAAGACCACAAAUUGGUCCACUGAGAGCACUGACCAACACAGCUAUUUAUGGUACAAAAACCCUUCUGAAAGCGACACGAGACCUUAUGCUCAGACUACCACGUUAAAGUCUGAAAAAACAGAUGACAAGGAUUCUUAUGAUGCCUGGAGCACUGUGGUCGGACUGGGGGCACGCUCCACACCCGUCUUUACCGGACAUAAAAACCCUCCAUCUACCUUGUGGGCAUCCAGUAGUUACAGUCGCAGCAACAUUCAGGGCACAUCCUCCACUGAGACUCGGUUAGAAGAGUUUGCCCAAGGGAACUUUAAUGUUCCUGUUGAGCCAUCUGAAAGCGAGGACCACUCUCAGUCUCUUCUCAGGGCAUCCAACUGCAGAACGUAUUGCAGACCCAGUAAAGGCAAACAGCCUGGUGGAGCUGAUGGGAGUGGAAGUGCUUCCAGUCAUAGCUCCAUGGAAACGUUGCAGAACAGCGGGGCCGAAAAUGCUGGGAAAACAACGAGUAGAGGUCGGACGAGAGACUACACAGUGCUGCAUCCGUCUUGUGUUUCCAUGUUUAACGUCACCUUCCAGGACUCCAUGGACCGCAGUAUGGAGGAGUACGUGGCCAGCGCCCCAGCGGCUAGUCCAGGAGAUGCAGGAAGACUGAAGAAGAAAACCGAGAUAGAAAUCAAACCUCUCAGCCGUUCCAAACCCACACAGAGCAAGAUGAAGAGCAGUAAGCUGGAGCUUUUUGGGUUUGAUGAUGCUGAUGUUGUGGUUGAGGAUGACGACCCUGCUUCAGGAAGUUCUAACUACAGGAUCAAGUACUUUGGCUUUGAUGAACUCAGUGAGAGUGACAGUGAGGAAGGCGAGGGAUCCUCUGAAAGAAGGAAAGCCAAGAGGAAGGCUGCGGCAGCUGUAGCAGUGCCACUGGUGUCCAUAGAGUCAGGUGUUGACAGUCCUCAGCCCAUGGAGAUGCAGGACUCUCAGAGCAGUCACACUGCAGAUGACAGUCACUGCCUUAAAUAUGAUCCUCUGGAGUUCCCAGAGGUCCCCUUCCCGUCUGAAACAGUGAGGAAACCUCAGGUCAAAGCUCAGGAGAAAGCCAAGGAGGGCAGCAGGAAGAUCUUCAGUGGACCCAAGAAGUCGCCUACUAAAGCUGUGUAUAAUGCAAGACACUGGAACCAUCCAGAGCCAGAAGAACUGCUACCCACGCCUCCAUCACGAUCUCAAGCUCCUCCAGCUGUUUCAUCAGGAGGCAGUAAAGAGUCGAACUCAAACAAGGACGACGGAGUGUUCAAAGCUCCAGCCCCUCCUCCCAAAGUCACCAAGUCCACCACCAUCCCCACAGAACCUUACCAGGACAUGGUCACUGCUCUCAAAUGUAGGAAAGAACACAAAGAGUUGUACACCGUUGUCCAGCAUGUGAAACACUUCAAUGACGUGGUAGAGUUUGGUGAGAAUCAGGAGUUCACCGAUGACUUUGAGUAUCUUGCCACUGGUCUGAAGACUGGUCAACCCCUUAACACACGCUGCCUUAGUGUUAUUAGUUUGGCCACAAGAUGCGCCAUGCCCAGUUUCAGGAUGCACCUGAGGGCUCGUGGGAAAGUGGCUCAGGUCUUUAAAACUCUCAGUGAUGCACCUCAACAUUCAAAUCUAGCUUUGUGUACAGCCUCUCUUAUGUACAUUCUCAGCCGAGACCGCUUGAACAUGGACCUGGAUCGGGCCAGUUUGGAUCUAAUGAUUCGUUUACUGGAAUUAGAACUGGACAAAUCCAUUGCUGAUCAGUUGACGACAAAAGAGAUGAACAAAGUGAAAGAAAAGAUUCGCAAACUCUGUGAAACCGUCCACAAUAAGCAUCUCGACUUGGAGAAUAUCACGACGGGACAUUUAGCCAUGGAGACGUUGUUAUCGUUGACGUCAAAGAGAGCGGGGGAUUGGUUUAAAGAAGAACUCCGGCUUCUGGGAGGCCUGGACCACAUUGUUGAUAAAGUUAAAGAGUGUGUGGAGAACCUGAGCCGAGAGGAUGAUAAGGAGAACCUUGUGGCGUCAUUGUGGGGGGCUGAGAGAUGUCUUCGUGUUCUAGAAAGUGUAACCGUUCACAAUCCAGAAAACCAGGCUUACCUGAUUGCGUACAAGGACUCUCAGCUCAUAGUGUCUUCAGCAAAGGCCUUAUGGCACUGUGAGGAGAUGAUCCAGAGGUACAGUCGAGAGGUGAACAGAGGCCUGUGCUCGUCAGGCACACCGCUACCUUACUGCAGCAACAGCAAUGUGGGGAAAGCUGUAGAAGACUGUAUGCGAGCCAUCAUUGGAGUCCUGUUAAAUCUCACACAUGAUAACGAAUGGGGCAGCACAAAGACAGGAGAGCAGGAGGAGUUAAUCAUCACAGCGCUGAACUGUGUGCUCAGGGUCCCACAGUACCUACCGCAGGAGCAGAGGUUCGAUAUCAGAGUCCUGGGUCUGGGAUUGCUCAUUAAUCUGGUGGAGUACAGCGCAAGGAACAGACACUGUCUAGUGGAGCUGCAGAUGGAGGGAAGUGAUGUCUGGGACUCCAUGUGUGUGUCUGACAAAGAGGAGUUGCAGACUGAGAGAUCUCUCGGUGCCAUUGCUGCUUUGGUGAAGCUUUUCCUUCAGAGAGAGCAUGCGGCCAUUUUGGCAGAGGCGGAGACAGAUGACUUCAUCAACGAUGCACCAAAGCCCCAAUUGGAUCAGAGCGGAGAAUGGAAAGAAACCAAUGAAGAGAUUCAGUGGGUGGCUUCAGAAAACAACAACCAAGGAGAACAGGACAAGAAGAAAGAGGAGGAGGAUGAGGAACUUGAUCUCAACAAAGCUCUUCAGCAUGCUGGCAAGCACAUGGAGGACAGUAUUGUGGCAUCAUACACUGCACUGCUUUUGGGCUGUCUGUGCCAGGGGAGCCCUAUGAAUGUGACUACUGUGAGGGAGAACUUGCCAAAAGGGGAUUUUUCGGUCAUGACAGAGAUGCUGAAGAAGUUCUUGAAUUUCAUGAACCUUACAUGUGAUGUGGGCACCACGGGGCAGAAGUCUAUCUCCAGGGUCAUUGAUUAUCUGGAACACUGUUAGUGUUAUUAUGGAGCUCCACGCACAGACCUCAGCGCACCCCCGCCCUACCCGACACAUCUGGAGAUCAUCCCAUCAGUACCUUCCUCAUUCAGACUGUAAAGAAUUAAGUUUAAAGCACAUCACACAUGGAACUCUAUUAAAAAGACCUGUUUUGAUUGAGUUUGUCACAAGUUGUUCAUCUGUUUCGUCUUCAAAUGUUUUCGUCACGGCAUAAUUGAAAAGUGUUUCUCACAUCACAACCCUCCUUAAUCUGCCGUCUAUUGAUCAGUUGCCUUGAAAGUUUGUUUUCAUUGGCAGAAAUAGAGUAGCUUUGAUAGAACUUGUUAAAGGAUGUCUUCCCCUCCGUUAAAUUCCACUUGCAAGUCUGUAAAUUCAAGAGCGCUCAACCGAUUGGAGGGUGAAUCCAAACCAGCAUUCGCAAUUCUGUUCCUCUUUGAAAAGCCGUGAAGACAUGCCCUCCUGGUUCAAAUCUUCACUUCAGGUUGUGCUCCUUUUGGGUUGCACAAGUUCGUAUUUAAACAAUAGCGCUGUGUCAAAGGUCUGCAAAUGAUUAAAUUACAUCGCUUUCCAUUUCGCAAGGACACGAAAGGGACAAAGUGUUUUUGGAAUGUUUUAGUAAUUGUGACUCAUAACCAUAUAGUCCAAAUGCCAUAACAUUAACUGUGAACUUAACCCUGAUUUUCAAACAUUAUAAGGCUCAAAAUCAACUGUAAAACUUGUUCAUAUCAUACAACAGCUUGGCUGCAUAAUCGUAUUGUCCAUGAGAGAGAUGAUUUGGGUUUGGGUCAUGCCUACAUGGUAACCCAGGUUCUGUGAAAAUUCUUGUGCAUGUGCUGCUACUGUGGUUUGUUUAGAGCCAAAGUUGCUGUGAGAAUAAACGUUAAACGCAGUUUUACAGAACACUGGUUACCAUCUAGCAAUAGACUUGAUGCUCAACAACUAAACUGAGCCACGCAACACACUUUCAUCCCACAUUUCACUAGUUUGUGUCAUAAAAGCUGAAUUUGUCCCUUGUUUAUGAAUGACUGAUUGUUUAUUAUUUUUUUUAAGCGCUUGACGUCUCUUUGAUAAAGGCAGUCCAAUUUUGACCCAAACCAUUCUCGUCUUCACAAGUUUGUGUUUUCUGAAGCUCUCCAUUGUUUGUUCGCCUCUCAAGUGAUCACCCUCAAUAGUAAGCUUUACGGAGGCUCAUUUUAAUGUCAGAUGCUCAAGACUUUUUGCUUCCAUUGUCACCCCUCUAAUGGGCGUAGACUGAAAUAACUUUGUUUUCAAUGCACACAGCUUGGCAAAAGCAAAUCUUGGGUCAUUUGUUCCCCUCUCACUGCUUAACUGUUUUUAAUUUGACUCUGUUACACAAAACAUUAUGAGUUGAGUAUUUUGUAGGUGGUCAGUGUCGAAAUAUGGGGGGGGGGCUGAAUGAAGCAACCUGAACUGUAAAUAUUUGUGUAAAUAUUGGCUGUUGGAGAACUAGAUAGACUACUUUUCUGAAUUCAAUUGUUUUAUUUUAUACUGCAUUUUUCUCAGUUGUGUUCUUUGAGGUAAGCGUUAUCGAAAAGCCAACUGCAGGAACAUGAAAUUUGUACCAAUUUCAAAAUAAUGUCUUUGGUUACUUGUACAUAAUUUUAACGCAAAUAAAAAUUGCUACUUUCAGUA
Molecule: messenger RNA, 5440 nt
Organism: Pimephales promelas (fathead minnow)
Lineage: Eukaryota; Metazoa; Chordata; Actinopteri; Cypriniformes; Leuciscidae
Gene: waplb
Product: WAPL cohesin release factor b
Source: RefSeq, a predicted model, not a curated record